AUGCCUCGAUCUUUCUUGGUGAAAAAACACCUCAGUCAUAAGAAGCCCAACUAUGGCACACUGGAUGCACAGAGUGAUGAUCAUCCCAUGCAAGUUAUCCCUGUUCUGUCCUCAUGCUCCAAACUCGCCUCUCCCCAUCCUGAUGAAAGUUUUAUCCCCGGGCCGUGCCUAUUGAACCAAGCCAUAAGGUCAGUGUCUCAGAUGAGCACCAUUUGUGCUGUGAUUGAACCACAGUCUUUACCGGACUCCAGACUGCCUUCAGAAGGACACACUUACACCCUACCCGUGAGUCAGAACCCCCUGCGAGCCUCUGAGCCUGCUCAGCAUCAUAACAACACAGCUUUGCAGGACAGUGUAGUGUCCGACGUUACUGUUUCCCUGUUAGGACUUGCCUCAAAGGGCAACAUCCAGGAGCACUUUGAGUGUUUUGACUGUCAUAAAACUUAUUUCACCUUCUCUGGCCUGGCUAAACACAGGCAGUUCCAGUGUGAAUGGCCAUGGCAGAAAUGCUUCAGCUGCAAAUACUGCGACAAGGAGUAUGUGAGCCUCGGAGCUCUGAAGAUGCAUAUCCGUACACAUACACUGCCCUGCGUGUGCAAGCUGUGUGGGAAAGCCUUCUCCAGGCCCUGGCUGCUACAGGGACACAUACGCACACACACAGGUGAGAAGCCAUUCUCGUGUCCUCACUGUAGCCGGGCGUUUGCUGAUCGCUCUAACCUGCGAGCUCACCUGCAGACGCACUCAGACGUUAAGAAGUAUCAGUGCAGGAGCUGUUCGAAGACAUUCUCCAGAAUCUCACUUCUGUCCAAACAUGAGGAGGCUGGCUGUUGCCCGACGUCCUGA
Messenger RNA from Neoarius graeffei (lesser salmon catfish), 843 nucleotides. RefSeq names its product snail family zinc finger 3 (gene snai3). The record is from RefSeq and is a predicted model, not a curated record. Lineage: Eukaryota; Metazoa; Chordata; Actinopteri; Siluriformes; Ariidae. Gene Ontology annotation, molecular function: RNA polymerase II cis-regulatory region sequence-specific DNA binding; DNA-binding transcription factor activity, RNA polymerase II-specific. The coding region runs from base 1 to 843 and encodes 280 amino acids. The transcript has 3 exons. Gene Ontology annotation, biological process: regulation of DNA-templated transcription.